This is a messenger RNA of Zea mays, 1167 nucleotides long. RefSeq names its product Protein TIC 20-v chloroplastic. The transcript has a single exon. Bases 131 to 775 code for a protein of 214 amino acids. Lineage: Eukaryota; Viridiplantae; Streptophyta; Magnoliopsida; Poales; Poaceae. The record is from RefSeq and is marked validated.
CAGCCAGCAGCCGCGCGGCGCCACUGCCUUGCCCUCAACCCCUCACCCAAACGCCUCGCUUUGGCCGCCCCCCACAAGGCCACUCACCCAAAAAAUCUCCACUCCUCGACCGCACCGAGCAGAGGAUCACAUGGCAUCCGCCGUUUCGCUUCUCCUCUCGCCCCCGCGCCUGCUCCACCGCGACGGCACAUCCCGCCUCCUCAGCAUCCCGCACCGGCGGGUCCUCCUCGCCGCCCCCAACAACGCGACCCCUCGUCGGCUCCUGGCCCCCGCGCCGCGCGCCUCCAACAAAAACGACAACAGCGGGGCCGUGGAGGCGCCCGACCGCCUCGUGGCCGCGGUCGCCUACCUAUACCCGUUCCUCGACGGCGCGCACCACGGGCGCUUCCUUCUCACGCAGUUCCCCUUCUUCGGCGCGCUGCUCCGCCCGCUGGCCCCCGCGGCUCGGCUCUUCCACUCAUCGCCGCUCACGCCCUUCCUCCUCUUCCUCACGCUCUACUUCGCCGUUGUGCGGAACCAGCAGGCGUUCUCCCGCUUCGUCCGCUUCAACGCGAUGCAGGCCGUCGUGCUCGACGUGCUGCUCAUCUUUCCCGACCUGCUCGCGCAGUCGUUCGCGCCCUCCGGUGGGGUUGGGUUCGAGAUCUUCCAGAGCAUGGAGAGCACGGUCUUCCUCUUCCUGCUCGUCUCCUUGGUGUACGGCGGUGGCGCCUGCCUGCUCGGGAAGACACCACGUCUGCCCAUUGUCGCAGAUGCAGCGGAGCGCCAGGUGAUGUGACUACAAUUCGUUUCCUGCGGACCAUGUUGAUGGAAAGGGAAUCUGAUGAUAUGCAGAAAACAUCCCAAUGGUUCGUUGGCGCUUGCAGCAAAUCACAAGCUUAGUAUAAUUUACAAUUGCCUUGCUGUUUAUAUAGGUCUAGUUGCCGAUUGAAUGCAUGUACUGUGGAAGGUUGAUACAAAAACGUUGCAAUACUACCAUAUUUGUUGAAUUGACAAAUUUUGAGAGAGCAGUACAUGUACACUGUUUUACAAUCUGAAUUGCAUUUACAAAUGAGGAGGAAUGUCUGAAUUGGGGAGCUUUAUGACUACCCUCCCCUGAGCAGCUUCCUUUGUACCUGAAUGGAGGCUUAGGUCAGUAAUUGUGAUUUCAAUAUAAAUAAGAGCAUUCCA